Populus euphratica (Euphrates poplar) is the source of this 4165-nucleotide messenger RNA. Its product is annotated as dentin sialophosphoprotein-like protein. The record is from RefSeq and is a predicted model, not a curated record. The transcript has 12 exons. Lineage: Eukaryota; Viridiplantae; Streptophyta; Magnoliopsida; Malpighiales; Salicaceae. The coding region runs from base 108 to 3872 and encodes 1254 amino acids.
GGCCGCUUAGCACCGAUAACAUUCAGACAACUGCACUUUAUUUUAUUGAUCUAUUUAUUUAAUUUUAAUGCUAAUUAUCAUUAGCAACCUCCUAUAAUUUACAAAUAAUGUACGGAGGAUCCUCCAAGCGCGGCGGCCGAGGAGGCGGCGGCUCUGGUCCUAGGCGCUCCUCCUUACCACCUCCUCCGCCUGUCCACCGCUUUACACCAUCCUCCCGCCUCUCCCUUGGUUCCACCAAUAACAACCCCCGCAACAACCGUCCGGGUCCGAUCAAUGCCAAGUCAUCUUCGUCUUCAAACCCGGGUGUCGAAGAGACCUUCUCUUUAAUUCCGGGAAAUAACCCACUUGCUUUUGCCAUGAUUAUAAGGUUGGCACCUGACUUGGUGGAUGAGAUCAGAAGAAUUGAAGCUCAGGGUGGCACUGCUAGAAUUAAGUUUGGUUCCAUGGCUAAUAACCCUGAUGGGAAUGUUAUUGAUGUGGGUGGUAAAGAAUUCAGAUUUACUUGGUCGAGGGAAUUGGGUGACCUCUGUGACAUAUAUGAAGAGCGACAGGGUGGCGUAGAUGGAAAUGGUUUGCUUGUAGAAUCUGGAUGUGCCUGGCGGAAGGUCAAUGUCCAACGUGUCUUGGAUGAGUCAACUAAGAACCAUGUUAAGAUGCUGUCAGAGGAAGCUGAACGCAAAUUUAAAUCUCGCAAAGCUAUCGUGUUAGACCAAGGAAACCCAGCUGCAAAGAGCCAGAUAAAGCAAUUAGCAGCUGUUGAGUCUAAUCCAUGGUUUAAGCGAAAGAUAGAACCUUCAUUUAAAAAGCGGAAAGUUGAGCCUCCCCAAGUUGGAGGAGGCGGCUUCCCUAAAACCACCUAUAAACCUGCACUGCCUUCAACUGCUAUUGUGAAAGGUAGACUCUCUUCACCUCUACCAUCCCCACCAGAACAUUCUGGGGCUCCAGCAUCUCCAUUUGGAACUGGAAGCAUCACUAAGCAUCAUGUGAGCACAGAAGAGUACAUUCCUACCCAGAUGAAAAAUAAAGAGAAUGCUGCUAGCUCAGAGAAUGAAAUCCCAGCCAAGUUUAAUAGUGCUUUAUGGGAGACACCCGGGCGCAAAGGGAACUUGGGGGUCAAAGCAAUGGAUUUGCAGAGUAUGCUGGUUAAUUUACUGAUCCAGAACCCAAAAGGGAUGAGCUUGAAGGCUUUGGAGAAAGCUGUUUCGGGUACAAUUCCGAACUCUGCUAAGAAGAUUGAGCCCAUUAUAAAAAAGAUAGCAAAUUUUCAAGCUCCAGGAAGAUAUAUCUUGAAACCAGGAAUGGAGUCAGAAAAAGUCAAGAAACCUUCAUCCGAAAGUGGAAGUUCUCCUGAAGACAACCAUCAGCAAGCACAUGCUACUGAGGAUAAUUGUUGCCAGAGACCUGAUCCAGAACCAAGAUUUGCGGAGAAAAAUCCUUCUGUUGCAUCCAAGGAACUAGUUCGGUCAAACUCUAAACUUGGAGAAGAAUCAAAUGCAUUAGAAAAACUUGACAUAGAUCAGUCUUCGCCUGAUUUGUUUGGUGAGAAGAAGGUUUCUGACAACAGUGAAGGGCAGGCAGGCAGCUCUAGUGAUAGUGGAAGUGACAGUGACAGUGAGAGUGAUAGCAGUGAUAGUGGGAGUGACAGUGGAAGCCGCAGCAGGAGCAGGAGCAGAAGCCCAGUAGGAAGUGGAACUGGGAGUAGCAGUGACAGUGAAAGUGAUGCUUCCUCCAACAGUAAGCAGGGUUCUGAUGAGGAUGUUGAUAUCAUGACAAGUGAUGAUGACAAAGAACCCCGACAUAAGUUGCAGACCGCUGAACCAGGAUUAUUGGCAUCUCCUGAUCCUUGGAGGUCUGUGCCGAAUGGGAUUGAUAAGAAGCUAGAUGGUAAUAAAUCUGCUGCAGUUGACAUCGAGGGCCACGGAUCUGCUGCAGUUGACAUCGAGGGCCAUGAGUCUGAUGCAAUUGAAAUCGAGGGCCAUGAAUCUGAUGCUAUUGAAGUCGAUAAAGACUUGGCUGGUGAUGAAAAGGACAUUAAAAUAACUAAAAAUGAUAGUUUGGUUACCAGCAAAGAAGGUGAAAAACCUUUGCAAGGACCAGAAUCCACUUUUCAUGAUCAUGAUAUGAUUCAAGAGCGCCAAAUGUUCAUAGGAAACUUAUUUGAUGAUGACGACAAUAUGGUUAGGGACAGCUUUAGGCAUGAGCAGUCAGACAGCUCAGACAGAACAUCAAAAAGUAAAUCGAAAAGGGGACUCGAUGCGAAGCCCUUUGACAGUAAAUCUGAGCGUGUCAAAAGAUUGAAAGCUGAAAGCUUGUCUCGAGUGCCCACUUCUAAGGGUAGGGACACUCAGUUCUCAGGGAGUCCUCAUGAUAAACACAAUGAAGACAUGUACAAGGGCCCUGCCAUUCAAGUGAUGGAUAGAGCUGAUAAACAAGCAAGUGAUUUUGGCUCAGAAAAGCUGUAUAACCAGGCAAUUUCUGGAAAAUCUAAUCCAGAUUUUCAACAAUCAGGUCGGAGGUCUUCUGAUCAAAAUGCAAGGUUGAAAGCUCAGGAAGCUGCAAGCAGAUCCAAACAUGCUGAGGGCUCAGGCAUUAGUUGUAAGUUUCCAGAAAAGGGUUCUUUUGUGCAUGAAGUGUUUUCUAUUCAUAGAGAAAAGGCUUCAAGAGAUACUCAAAACGAGGAUACUUUUUCGAAGGAGAAAAAGGUGCCAAUAAAUUCCAAGGAAGGUGGUGCUGGGGGCAAACAUUCAGCUUCCUUUGAUUCCCAUUACAGGAAACAAGGGGAAGCAUUUGGAAGACCAAAGGAUCCUGGACAAAUUUCAAACUCAAAUUUUGGGUUUUCACCAAAGGACUCCAACAGAGCUGACAUGGAAAAGCACCGAGUUGCUAGUGGAAGAGGUCUCCAUAGAGAGCUUUCAGACUUGGAGUUAGGAGAACUUCGUGAGCCAUUACUUGAGGAAACACCAGUUAAAAAAAGGUUUGAAAGGAAAGGUUCUUUUAAACACUCAGAGAACAAAUCAAGCACUUCAGAUAAUUGUAAUUCAGAUAUACACAAGGGCAAAUCUAUUGGAAAGGUAUCAUUGGACUCAGGAAAGCCCUCACCUAACCUGAGUGCUGGAGUUAAGAGGUCCCCAGAACAUCGUGUCGAUGAUUUAACAAGACCUAACCAUAAAGCUAUGCAGUCUCAGCCGCAACAUGUUUCAAGUGUAGAUAAUCUUGAUGUUGGAUCUGGGUUCAGUAAGUUGGCAGACUCAAGUAGUAGAUUAACACAGAAUGAAACUAGUGCAAAGCUAGGAAAUAGUAUGGAAGGCUAUGGAGAAAGCCACAAGAAAGCCCCUCUCAGUGCACAGAAGCUUCAUGAAUCUAAAUGUGGAACACUUCCCCUCUCGGUAAGAGAAAGUAAAACACAACCAUCUAAUUUGAUGGCUGACUUGAUAAAUGGACGGAAAGAUACACUUAUGACAGAGGAUAGCAAUAAUGUUUCCAAGAAGAGGGAAUCUUCUUCAGAGGAUGACAGCUCUUCAUAUUCCAAGUAUGAAAAGGAUGCACCAGAGCUCAGAGGACCAAUUAAGGAUUUUUCUCAGUACCAAGAAUAUGUGCAAGAAUAUCGUGAUAAAUAUGAUAGUUACUGCUCCUUGAACAGGAUCCUAGAGAGCUACAGGAAUGAGUUCCAUAAAUUGGGGAAGGACCUUGAAUCUGCAAAAGGCAGGGAUAUGGAUAGAUAUCAUAACAUCUUGGUGCAGUUGAAGGAGUCUUAUAGUCAAUGUGGAAUGAAACACAGACGGCUGAAAAAAAUAUUCAUAGUGCUCCAUAAAGAACUAGAGCAACUUAAGCAGAGGAUUAAGGACUUCGUGCCCUCGUAUACAAAAGAUUGAACAUUAAUUCAAUGCUUUGAGGCAGAAUUAUCCUAUCUUUCCCCCAUUAACCCAACGUGUGCUCUUCCCUUGACUGGUACAUUGUAAAAUAUAUUCUUUUGUAGAAAAGUAGAAUGUUUCUGCGGAGAUAUCUUAAACUUCAGCUUUGGCAGAGGUGUGCAAAGGCCCCUCCUCGUAUGUAUGGGUGCGAAAGGUACACUUUUCCUGCCAGUCGACCUUUUUAUGUAUAACCUCUCCAUCCAUGUGAGUUGCGUUCUUUGAUAUAUAAUUUUGCUUCAUUUUAUCAUACUUCA